This is a messenger RNA of Aureobasidium melanogenum CBS 110374, 756 nucleotides long. RefSeq lists its product as uncharacterized. Lineage: Eukaryota; Fungi; Ascomycota; Dothideomycetes; Dothideales; Saccotheciaceae. The coding region runs from base 1 to 756 and encodes 251 amino acids. The transcript has a single exon. The record is from RefSeq and is a predicted model, not a curated record.
AUGCGCGCCUUCAAUACCGCCAUCGUCUCCACACUGCUCGUGGCCAUGUCCCAGAGGGCUUGGUCUCAAGAUUGCGACCUCAUCGACCAACAAGCUUGCUGCUACACCUCCGACGACAGCGGCAGCGACACAACUUACUGCUGCAACGGCUCAAUCGUAGGCAACUUUGGCAGUGGCACUGGCGCAUCAGCCCUCAACGAUCUCAUCUGCUGUCAAGACGAUGGUCGCACAGGUCUCAGUGUCGGUUUGGACUUUACAACCUGUCGCGCUGGUUCUGCCACACCUUUGACCGCCAAGGGAACUGCAGCAAGCUCUGUUGCAGACGCUAUCAAGAGUAUCAGUGCUUCUAGGAGUGCUAGUAGGGAGUCGUUGUUCAGCUCGGCUUCUGCCUCGAGGGCAAGCGCUGCUGCUGCAUCGGCUACAGUAACAAGUGCUGGGGCAUCUAGUACAACCCGUCCGGCCAUAGAUACACGUACUGGCUCAUCUGGUACUAUGAGCUCGUCCAGUGGCCUGACUGCAUCAUCUUCUAGCAGUGUUUCGGGAUCUGAGUCUGAUUCUUCGUCUUCGGCUGCAGCAGCUGGUGCGACUUCUGAUUCUUCUUCUGGCUCAACGACAGCUGCAACUUCUUCUUCUUCUGGCUCGGCGGCAGCGGUCUCUUCUUCUGCAACAAGCACUGGUGGUGUCGCUAUGAUGACCUUGGAUGUCUGGAAUGCUGCAAUGGCUGGUGGCGCCGUCCUCGUCGCAGCUGUGCUGUAG